Monopterus albus (swamp eel) is the source of this 1224-nucleotide messenger RNA. RefSeq names its product type-2 angiotensin II receptor-like. NCBI's taxonomy places the organism in Eukaryota, Metazoa, Chordata, Actinopteri, Synbranchiformes, Synbranchidae. Gene Ontology annotation, molecular function: C-C chemokine receptor activity; C-C chemokine binding. The transcript has 2 exons. The record is from RefSeq and is a predicted model, not a curated record. Bases 1 to 1224 code for a protein of 407 amino acids. Gene Ontology annotation, cellular component: external side of plasma membrane; membrane. Gene Ontology annotation, biological process: immune response; calcium-mediated signaling; cell chemotaxis.
AUGGCUUACCCGUCCAACGGGUCUGCGGCCGCAGACGAAGCGGCGGUGGUUUGGGGCGCCUGGAGCAACGAUACCCGAAGGCGUCCUCCUCCUCCCUACUGUUCUAUGUACGGCCACAAUAUUCUGGUGCCUUUGCUGCACGGCGUCGUGACGGCCGUAGGAACCCCGAUCAAUGUGUACAUGAUAUGGGUGUUGUUUCGGGCUCGUCGUUGCGGACCUUCGAACGGUUCGUUGACAUCCAUGUCCUCCUCUCUGACUCGACGAGGGACCUCGUUGACGCAUUAUGACUACUUUCUCUUCCACAUAGGUCUGUGCAAUCUAUGCAUGUUGUUCACCAUACCGACAUGGGUCUCUCAGUACGUGUUUCCUCGAGGUUGGAUCUUCGGAUACGUUCUUUGUAAAGUCGUGAAAGGUUCGAUGACGUUCAGUUUGCAGUACGGCAUUCUGACCGUGGUGUACAUCAACGUGGAGAGGUUUCUGAAAGUGGUCUACAACAAGACGACCUUUUCGUGCUUUGGUGGUGGAUGCAGGUCGGCGCAGAAACGAAGAUGGACGGCGUCCCUUUUGUGCUCGUGUUUGCCGACGAUCUCCUGCCUGACGGACGUGAACACGUACAAUGUCGUGCAAUACCAACAGACGGCGAUGUGCCUCAACACCGCCGACCCGCUGAUGCAGCUUACCGGAUUGUGGUUCAGGACCACCGUGUGUUUCAUCGUGCCCGUCGCCGUGCUGGCGCUUUGCAACGGGGCCGUGAUAUGGGCCGUGAAAAAACACGCCCGUAGAAUCUCUUCGGCGGGGUUGGCUCCUCGGUGGCCGCUGAAGGGAGCUCAGAUCAUCCCCUUGCUCACCGUGGCGUUUUUCAUAGGAUGCUUGCUCCUCGUGGAGUUUUUCAUAGGAUGCUGGAUACCGUGGGUCGUGAACGCCGUGUAUUUCGCUCGGACGCGAGUCCGGUGCGCGAGUCUGAUGUUAACGGUGGUUAACGUCAGCUUGGCCGUGGCCAACAUGCACUGCCUAAUGACGCCUGUGAUGUAUCUAUCUGUAAAAACGGGGAUGUUUAAGUCUUCUCUCCGCGAAAGACUCUCGCUGUGCUGUGCAUCUAUCUGUAAAACCGAAAACGGGGAUGCUUCUCAGCGCCGCCAAGAGCUCUCGCUGGCAUCUAUCUGUAUAGACGAGAAUGGGGAUGCCUCUCAGCGCCGAGGACUCUCGCUGCAUCCAUCUGUAUAG